AUGAGAAGGGAUUUCAUUGAUCUAUCUGAUAUGCUAACUUCUUUAUUUAAUCCACAAGCCUAUUUACGUUUGAUGUUUAGUGGAAGUCAUAGAGAAGGAUUUAGACUGGUGGAGUCCGAUAGAGAUUCUAUGUACUGGCCUAAAAACCACCGGGUAAUUUGGAAUUUAUCCCAGAGCCAGCUCUACAGCAGAAAAACACUGAUUCUAUCUGACUGCUCCCAGAGUCCACCAGGGUUUGCAUUACUCCAAUUGCUCUUUCCCGCCAUUACUACAAUACAAAUCAGGUCUUCUUGUUUUACAUUGAAUGGCAAAGAAUAUAUAUCUAGUUCUGAAUUUCGAAAUAUAUUGCCGCCUAUGACAGGGAAACCAAAAUGCCAUAUCCAUGGGCCGUGUAAAAGUGGAACUUUCCUAGGUGUAGAAUUUGACGAUGCUAUCUGUUUUGCAAGUGAUUUUUGGCCUCCAUCUGCCCAAGCAUGGAUCGAUAGAUGUCACUCGUGGCCGAGUCCUCACGUAGUUGAUGAUAUUGUCAGGAAUGGAUGUCACUUUGUAGCAAUAGGGCACAAACUAGGAAAUCACGCGGAAAAUGAAUGGAGAAUUUCGUUCUCUCUUGCAGAGCAAAAGCUUGUAUACUCAAUGAACCACUGUCAGUUUCUUACGUAUGGUUUACUCAAGCUAAUUCUAAAAGAAGUCAUCAAGGAAAGGAUAGAAGAAAGUUUACUUUGCUCUUAUCACAUGAAAACAGCAGUAUUUUGGGCUAUUCAGCAAAAUUUAAUACCUCAUUGGUAUCCAGAAAAUUUUCUGAAAUGUUUCUGGGUCUGCUUUAAACUCCUUCUUAAAUGGGUGUAUGAAGGCGUAUGUCCUAACUUUUUCAUCCCAGAAAACAACAUGUUUUUAACAAACAUAUUCGGUGAAUCUCAAAGGAAGUUAUUUCUCGAGUUAUACGGACUGUAUGAGAAGGGUAUGGCAUUACUGCUACACAGUCACUCCAUCCGAUCAACAAUUAUAAUUGGUCUAUGUCUCCCUGGAGUACGCAUAAAUACUGCAAAAGACGAUGAAGAAAUCUUGUUCGAUUUGAAUUUUUUGUUUGAACUAGAAUCAAAUAAUCCAAUAGUAAGGCCAACUCUAAACCGCUGUUUCGAAUUCCAAAAAAUAUUGGAAACUUUGAUGAAUGGAAAGCUAACAAACUAUCAAGUUCUCUUGGUACAGAAUCUCACGGUAAUCAACCUCCAGUGCACGGCUUUUGUGCUAUGUAACAGGUGCGCUAACACUGCUGAGAACAAACUUGUGUAUAAAGCUGAUAAAAUAUCGUGCUACAUGUUGAAACUAGCAGCAAAAUUAGGAUCUAUUUCUGAUAUCCUUUACCUUGCAAUGUAUCAUUACAAGACUUUCAGAUAUAUGAAAGCAAUAUCUGUUUUACAGAUAGCAAAGAUCUACUUUGCACAACCAUACGUCAUGCAUUCGCGUUACUUUAACAGUGAGAGGUAUAUCGAGGCGUUUGGGGGACAGUCUAGUGAAACAAAGAUGAGGAGAGCUUUAGCAAAGGAUGUCAUUCUCUAUAGAGACAUUUACUAUAUCAAUGAAUUAACCCAUGAACAGUGCUCAGAGACCUUCAUCGCUACUAUCAUGAACAUCUCCCCAUUCGUAAUGUUACAUAUGUUGGAAUUCUUAUGUUACAGGCAUUGUGACGAACAUCUUGCGGAAGAUGCCUUAAAUGAUUUACAGAUCUUUGUAAAGCAGGGCAAAAUUCAUCCAGGUUAUAGAGAUAUAUGUUGGCAGAUCUUAGGGAUUUGUCAGCAGCUCAGGGGCGACUUUCCAUCAGCUCUGUAUUCAUAUCGACAAUCACUGAGACAGUAUCCCACCCACAGCCUACAAAACGUAACGCUGAGGAGAAUACAUGAUAUUGUGUGA
Saccostrea cuccullata (small rock oyster) is the source of this 1908-nucleotide messenger RNA. RefSeq lists its product as uncharacterized. The record is from RefSeq and is a predicted model, not a curated record. The coding region runs from base 1 to 1908 and encodes 635 amino acids. The transcript has a single exon. Lineage: Eukaryota; Metazoa; Mollusca; Bivalvia; Ostreida; Ostreidae.